This is a messenger RNA of Verruconis gallopava, 1242 nucleotides long. RefSeq lists its product as uncharacterized. The record is from RefSeq and is a predicted model, not a curated record. The transcript is spliced from 3 exons. Bases 1 to 1242 code for a protein of 413 amino acids. NCBI's taxonomy places the organism in Eukaryota, Fungi, Ascomycota, Dothideomycetes, Venturiales, Sympoventuriaceae.
AUGCCUUGCUCCAUGCAAGUAAACCUUGGAAAGCUACUGUUUCGCUAUCCUAAGGCAAAUUUGCGCGGAAUUGCCGUGUCUCAGCUUGAAAUCUCGACUCCGGAUGGCGUACAAAAAGAAAUACGGCAUUUUGACCGAUCCUGCUUGGAGAGCUCUUGGCUCUCUCGUGGACAGAAUCUAAAACUUGAGCUCAUUGUCUCGAUUGAUGGAGAGUUCCUCCGAGAGACGGAAGUGAAAAAGCUGUGCGAAUUGUUGCUAAGGGCAAAGAUGUGGAGCCAAUUGGGACUUUGGACUGCGGCAGUUUCAGGCACCUCUCAAUCGAGUUCGACCGGAACAAGCAGCUGCGUGGUUCUAGACUUGAAAUAUGUUCGGGACAGUGGCAAUCAACAACAGCCAACCAUUUAUGACAUUUGCUACCGUAUACCGCCGUCGGAUAUUGCCCCACCGAAAGGAAUUGACGCAGCUCGUGUCGACGUAAUCAAACUCAACUUGGCUAUCACUCGACACCAACAAAAGAAGGGGUCGACGAAGAGGAGAAAGACAGACAUUAACAUGCUGGACGACAGUGGAGAGGAUGAGCUACUCUUAACACCACCAGAUGAAACUGUGACUGAGUCGAGCGCUAUGCUUGUUAUAGUCGACGCAGUGUUGAGGAAGUAUAUCUCCAUAUCUACCCGUGUUUCCCUCCUGCCUACGAUAGCGCAUGCAAUGUCGCAAUCGUUAUAUUUACGGGCAAGGUCGCCGACAUUAAGACGUAAAAUGUUAGAUCUGUUCAGCGCCAGCCAAGAUGAGAGUGGGAGAUUAGUCAACAAUGAACUCGAACCAAGCAGAGUAGCGCCCCCUUCGCAAUAUCGCUUCGAGCUGCUGUCAAUGAAACUCUGGACCAUACUGCAAACACAGACUCGAAAAGACAGACGCAUGCCCAAAAUCUGUCCGCUUGGAGUUGACACGAAUGAUUCGGAUAGAGUUGACGACGAAGACUUGUUUGCUUCACAACUAACUGAGAGCCAAACAACUGAUAGCGAGACCUGUGAGAUUGACAUGUACGCAGAAACGUGGCGAGAUGAGGACGACCUAGGCAACAAUGAUCUCGUAUAUGAAAAUGCUUUCGGUUUUGAAAGCGAAGAGCUGAGUUCGACGCCGCGAUUCUCUUUAGACGCUGCCAUGUUAGAAGACGAGGAUGAUGAUGAUGACCUGUUGCUCGAUUUAAUGCUCGACGAAAGAUGUUGUGAUAACUUCUAG